Molecule: messenger RNA, 689 nt
Organism: Penaeus vannamei (Pacific white shrimp)
Lineage: Eukaryota; Metazoa; Arthropoda; Malacostraca; Decapoda; Penaeidae
Source: RefSeq, a predicted model, not a curated record
UCCCAACGGACCAGCAAAGGAGAAACAUGAAGGCAGCAGUAGUUCUGUGUGUGGUGGCGGCGGCGUGGGCGGCUCCCCAGGGCGGCUACAACUACCAGGCGCCCGUGGUUCAGCAGCCCGAGUACCCGUCGGUGCCCGCCCAGUACAACUUCCAGUGGGACGUCAACGACCAGUAUUCCGGCAACUUCUACGGCCAACAGGAACAGCGCGACGGCGACAACACUCAGGGCAGCUACUACGUCCAGCUGCCUGACUCUCGCCGCAUGAGGGUCGACUACUACUCUGACGCCAGCGGCUUCCACCCCACAGUCACCUUCGAGGGCGAGGCACAGUACCCAAGUGCCCCUGCCCAGGUCUACUCUCAGCCUGCCCCUGCCCCUACCCAGGUGUACUCCCAGCCUGCUCCUGCCCCUGCCCAGGUGUACUCCCAGCCCGCCCCUGCCCCCGCCCCCACACAGUUCUACUCUCAACCUGGAAAAUGAUUUCCUUCUUCGAGUGUCGGGAUCUGCUUCUCUUUUCCUUCAGUCAUCGCACACCUUUCAUGAUCUGAACUUCGAUAUUCACCAUUCAUUAUCUUCUACAACCUAUUUUGUUUCCUUUUCUGUAAUGCUUACACGUUUCUUUAAAUCGAUAUAUUUUUAUAGAGAUUCCGAGAGAAUAUUUUUAUAAUAAAACUGACGAAAUGACCU